CCGUGUCGCCACCGUUACCGCAGCCAGUUUCUGAUUGAUAGCUCCACUCAGGCAAAACGGAUCUCAGACCACACACACAUAUUAUAACCCCCGGUUUAGCUCCACCCAACUCGGUAACUCCACCUAAAGUCGUAGCUCCUCCUCUUUCGAACUGGAAGGCUUCGCUUGUCGCUAUUCUGUCGGUCAGUCUCGUAACGGCUACGUCGUUGUAUUGUAUACUAACCGAUUGAUGUGUCAGGGUGAACAUUGUUUUUUAACUUGGUGACAUUUUUUGUGACAUUGUGCGGGUGAUAUGUUACUCGGGGCCAUGCCGGAAGACUUAGUGGUACCCACUGGAAAGAGCCAGAGGGCCACGGACUUUUCGAUCGCCGCCAUUAUGGCUAAAAAUGAAAAUCCGUCGGACAGCAAUGAGGACAGAGAUCUACCAACUAAUGGUGACGAUGCCUCUCAUCUUAUCUCUCUCGUUGACGAAGACCAUCUCGAAGAUGACGAAAUCGAGGUGGACGUAGAAGAAUGUUCAGAUUCCGAAUCCACCCGAGCACCGAAACCGAAACUUCGGCGCCACUCGCCGUCCGUAUCCGAUUGCGGAUCGGAAGUGGCCGAUCUCGAUCGCGAAAGUCCGGAUAUCGUUCCGGAAAAAUCGACUAGCCCGAAAAAACCGAAAAUCUUAUGUAACUGCGAGGAACUCCUGAGUGUCGAGUGUCACCUGGAAACGAAAGAUCUAUGGGAUAAAUUUCACGAUUUAGGAACAGAAAUGAUCAUUACCAAAACCGGAAGACGAAUGUUUCCAACAGUCCGGGUGUCCUUUACAGGAAUCCGACCGGAUCAGCGUUAUGCUGUUCUACUAGACAUCGUUCCAGUGGAUAACAAAAGGUAUCGGUACGCCUACCAUCGGUCAUCUUGGCUGGUGGCUGGAAAAGCAGAUCCACCAGCACCAUCCAGGAUAUAUGCCCAUCCAGACUCGCCAUUUUCUGGAGAACAGUUGAGGAAACAGGUCGUGUCGUUUGAAAAAGUGAAACUGACCAACAAUGAGAUGGAUAAGAAUGGACAAAUCGUAUUAAACUCAAUGCACCGAUACCAACCACGCAUUCACAUAGUAAAAUGGCGUGAGCACGCAGGUCCAGUGACCGACCUGGAACAGGAACAAUACAGGACUUUUGUGUUCCCUGAAACCGUUUUUACGGCCGUGACAGCAUAUCAGAAUCAAUUAAUAACGAAGCUCAAAAUCGACUCGAAUCCUUUCGCUAAAGGGUUUAGGGAUAGUUCGAGACUUACGGAUUUCGACAGAGAACCAAUGGACACAAUAUUCAUGGACCAGCACUUUCUGCGUUCAUCCCUUAGACUCUACGGCGGCGAAACCUUGGAUGCCGAAAACAAUAACGCCAACUCCUUCUUUUCCGCGGCCAUGAUGGAAAAAGCGAGGGCGCAUUUGCAAUUGUGGAACCGAGCGGGGGCUGCUGCUGCUGCUUAUAACCCCAGUGAGCUACACGCUUUUCUUUUAAAUAGUCAAGCCAGUCAACAAUUGUUCCUCGGUCAAAGGUCUGCCGUACCUUUAGGACUGUCGAGUCAUUUAUGGGGUCAAAGCGGUGCCUCGUGGCAAAGCCCUAUUCACCAAACCCUUCCUCCUGGUUUAUUGGGGUCUUCACGACCCCAAAUAACACCUCCACCGGCAUCUACUCCUAGUUCCUCUGGUUCACCUAGUCCUACCUCAUUACAUACCUCAACUUCCGAGUUAAGACUGCCUAAACCGGUGUUUCCUUCUACUAUGCAUCAUAGGUUUAGUCCUUAUGCUUCACCGAUUCCUCGAACAGUACCAUCGCUUAGUCCUACAAACUCACGACCAGGUCAUUGAUCGAGUGAGUAAAAUUAGCUCUGUUGAUAUAAUGAUCGAAUUUUUGAGCAGAUUGAGUUAGUUAAACCAAAGAGUCGACAGACACUAACAGGUUAUACAAUGUAAUAUUCUUGUAUAUAUAAUAAAGGUAAAAUAUUUAUUAUUAAAUUUAAUAUGCUAAUUGGGAUAUUUGAAUAUUGUGUUUAAUGAUAACGUUUGUAAUAAAAGACCAGUAUUAUUAUGAAAAGGUUUUAUAGCUCAUUUAGAGAAUGUGUUAUGUAUAUGUUCCUUUGUUUAUUUUUGACUUCAAAUUCAAUAAGAUCAAACUAUCGUGGUAUGUCAAUACUUUUAACGUUAAAUCAUUUUGCAAUAUGGUACUGACGUGAUAAAAUUUAGGAAGCACCCUUGGAGUCAAAAUUGAUUUUUUUAACGAUUGUAAAUAUUAAACUCCAUUUCGUUUAGUUACUUUUUUUGUACUUACUAGGUUUAUGUUAUUAAGUUAAUUAUUGUUGUUUUGUAUAUAGUCAGUGAAUUGUA
Molecule: messenger RNA, 2368 nt
Organism: Anthonomus grandis grandis
Lineage: Eukaryota; Metazoa; Arthropoda; Insecta; Coleoptera; Curculionidae
Product: T-box transcription factor TBX20-like
Exons: 5
Coding region: 293-1852 (519 amino acids)
Biological process (GO): heart development; cell fate specification; positive regulation of DNA-templated transcription
Cellular component (GO): nucleus
Molecular function (GO): RNA polymerase II cis-regulatory region sequence-specific DNA binding; DNA-binding transcription factor activity, RNA polymerase II-specific
Source: RefSeq, a predicted model, not a curated record